AUCACCGACGCUGGUGGUUCAAGUCCACUGCUCCGCAAUCGAGUAUUUCGGCAUGGAAAGAGACCCACCCUUCACAUCAUGAAAAUGGGAUUGAGAGCAUCAUGACAGCGAUCCGGCACACAAAUCCACCACACCCACAAUCGCCCACUCACGACGACAUGACCCAGUAUUUAUCGAAUUUCCCAUCCUGGUUUGAGAGCAACCAGGGGCAUCAAUGGUCCUUGGGUCCGCAGGCUGGAGGAUCGAGUGUCCUCAGCAAUGAAACCGCAUCAAGAAGGGCAGGAGACUCAAGGGGAGGGAGUCGCAAAACCUCGGCUUGGGAGGGACGGCACGACAUUGAUGGCAGCAGUAGGGAGCAGCAUGUGUAAGCCUGGCUGUGCCGAAGAUAGAGCUUUGUGUGGUGAUUUCGAUGCGCAGGAGCUUGCUUUGAGGCCUAAUUGCGGUGCAGCUUUCGGUCGCUGUUUGAGCGUCGAGCCUCGUCUGUUGGGACGGACCAGUGGUUUCGUCCAAUGAUCAUCAUUUGGCGAUUGGAACAACGAGGGGCUGGAGGAGCGCGCAAGCUUAGAGAAUCGCUUCAUGAGAGUAUUCGCAAACCUCCAGAUACAGGAAAAUGGGAAGGCGGCGUGGUUAGGGAAUGGCUCUCGAAAUGUACCCGAAGAGGACGCCGCUGCCGUCGAGGUGGAAUCCGAGGAGGAGGAAACCAUGGAUCCUUACAGCGAUGUAAUGAGACCGCCCGAGGUGGCAUUCGAGGCGGAGAGCAGCGCCGCGGGCAUGCUUGGGGCCUGGCUCAUGGAGAACCUCAGCAAGGUUGUAAUUGUUGUGUUCGUGUUCCUUAGCGCGCUAGUGCUCAUCGUGAUGCUCAACUACGGGGAACAGAGUGCUCUCAUCUGUGCCGAGGCAGUCGCCGAGGAGCUGCAGAGAAUUCCGUAUCCCGAUUUGAACCUAAACCACAUCACCCCGCGAGUGCACAAAGGACGAUACGCUGCAAUGAGAACGGAUAAGUGGAUCGUGGUGGCCGCUCUCGGUGCCCCGACAUCGCACAUUCAAGCAUUGACCAGGGUGAGUGGGUGGCAGGUGCUCGCCGUAGCCGGUGAGGACACGCCAGCGGACUGGAAGGUUGCGGGAGUCAUCUUCCUGUCCAUGGACGACCAAGCUGCUCUCAGCUACCGAAUUUCAGCUCAUCUUCCUUACAACAACUAUUUGCGGAAGAACAUCGGCUACUUGUUUGCGAUCCAACACGGUGCAAAGAUAAUCUACGACGCUGACGACAAGGAGUCGGUGAUUGGUGAUGACCUGGAGUCCAAAUUUGACGUGUACCUUCAAGGGCGACGAGCUCGGCGAGGGCCAAUUCUUCAGUUUCGCACUCUCCCUAACCGGACUAUGGUGAACCCUUUCGUUCAUUUCGGCCAGAAAACGGUUUGGCCGAGAGGUUAUCCGUUGGAGUUUGUACAGCAAAUCGCACCAGACAUUUCAUACAACGAGGUAUUCCCCGGCAAGCAAUUCAUCCAGCAAGGGCUUGCAAACGGCUUACCCGACGUCGACUCCAUCUUUUACAACACCCGUCGAUCCCAUGACGGCAAUAUCAACAUAAAUUUCGACGUGAAUGCGCCACCUGUCUCUCUCCCCCAUGGCACAAUGGCACCCUGUAAUGCCUUCAACACGCUGUUUCACUCUGCAGCUUUCUGGGGACUGUUGCUGCCUGUGACGCUCAGCCCGAAGACAGCAGACAUUGUGCGGGGGUACUGGGCGCAGCGCAUAGUCUGGGAAGUUGGUGGCAUGAUGGUGGUUUACCCGCCGACUGUGGUGCGAGAGGACUCCGGCAUGCCGUUGUCCUUCCUCGACGAGAAGGAUUUACAUGCGGAGUCCCGCCGCCUGGUGGAAUUUCUCGUGAAAUGGCGGUCUUCGAAAACUACUCUCUUCGAUAGAAUUAUCCACCUGACGCAUACCAUGGCCUUUGAAGGCUUCUGGGGGGCUCAGGACGUUGAGCUCGCGGCUGAUUGGCUCAAGGACCUUCUGUCGGUUGGGUGGCGUCAGCCUCGCUUGGUGGGGAGCGAUCUCGAUGUGCAGAUAGACGAUUCAACUCCUUCCUUAGCGCACAAGCAGUUCGUCCCCCUCUCCUACCCUACGGUCCAUUUGGGCGUGGAGGAUUGCACCGCUUUGACGGAAGAGUUUGUGGAUUUUCUCACUUGGCGGAAGUUUUAUGGCAACAUGGUGCUCGUGCUUGAAUGCUCUUGGCCCUUGAAUCACACAGUGUUGGCGUGGCGGCUCUUAUAUGGGCGAUUGUUCAAGCACGUCGUCGUCCUUUCGCAGGAGAAUGAACCAGGGCUGGGCGUGCGCGCCAGCGACUGGUGGCUGUCAUACAGUAUGUUCCCGAAGAUCUUCGAGAAGUAUCCUACAGCCGAUGGGUUCGUGGUAAUGAGGGAGGCUGUUGUGUUCAAUUAUUGGAAUCUAGCAUCUGCCAACAAGACGAAUCUCUGGAACUUCCAUCAGUUGAAAGCAAUCUGCCGAACGGUCGACUACAAUGCCUCAGGAACAGACUGGUAUCUCACUAAAAACCACAAGAACGGUGUGAAGAAGACUGUAAGCCGGUUGCCAGUGGAGUACCGCACCACAUACAAGGAAACUAUGGACGAUGAUCACUUCGUUGUCUGCAGCUCGGACAUCUUUUACCUCCCUCGCCGCUACAUUAACGAUUUUGCAGCUAUAGUACCUUUGGCGGCGAAGGUGAAGCUACACAGAGAUCUAGCCCUACCGUUGAUAUUCAUGGCGUUGGAUAAGCCCAGCAACUUUGAUGCACAUGCGUUUAGUAGUAUAAAACAGCUUUCAGAGGAGGAAAAAGUUGAUUCUGCCAUCGCGUACACUCCUGCAUUCCACGUGGUCUUCCCGUGGGCCGCGACAAGUGACAUUGAACUUUACCGAAUUAUCAAAGCCAUGUCGGCCGGAGACCCUUCCUUGGUGGACAUCAUUGAGUAACUUUAAUGACAGUUAAAUGUAUUACUUUUGAAAAAAAGAAAGAAAAAAGAAGCACAUUAUAUGCUCCUUCCCCAAC
This is a messenger RNA of Physcomitrium patens, 3049 nucleotides long. Lineage: Eukaryota; Viridiplantae; Streptophyta; Bryopsida; Funariales; Funariaceae. The record is from RefSeq and is a predicted model, not a curated record.